This is a messenger RNA of Asterias rubens (European starfish), 2041 nucleotides long. Its product is annotated as N-acetyllactosaminide beta-1,6-N-acetylglucosaminyl-transferase-like. Gene Ontology annotation, cellular component: membrane. NCBI's taxonomy places the organism in Eukaryota, Metazoa, Echinodermata, Asteroidea, Forcipulatida, Asteriidae. Gene Ontology annotation, molecular function: acetylglucosaminyltransferase activity. The transcript has 3 exons. Bases 282 to 1925 code for a protein of 547 amino acids. The record is from RefSeq and is a predicted model, not a curated record.
CUUAUAAGCACGGCGUAUUUGGCGGAUGGGAAGCACACAGUGUGUAAACUGUGCAUCACAAUUUUACUGAAGAUCUAUAAAAACCCAACGAAGCAUGUCGAUGUUUCUGCGUCAGCGAUCCAUGUGCAUGUCGUCUUCUGUAUCCUGUUUGGCUUCUUCCAGAUGCUCCUUUUCAGCCUCCAAAGAGAGCUCUCCGUUGCUCGUUACCAAGUCAUUGCCGAUGAGUUGUGGAAUGAUAGUUCUUGCUGUUUGGUAGAAGAUCUAUAAAAACCCAACGAAGCAUGUCGAUGUUUCUGCGUCAGCGAUCCAUGUGCAUGUUCGUCGUCUUCUGUAUCCUGUUUGGCUUCUGUCAGAUGCUCCUUCUCAGCCUCCAAAGAGAUCGUAAACCUCUCGGAGAACUUGGAGACGGUGGACCGAAGCUACCGGCCGAGGCUCAGCUUGGCAAGAUUGAGAAAAGCCAUGUUGGUGGCGGUGGUGGAGAUGCGUUGGCUUCGAACCGUGUGAAACAAAUACUUCAGUUGGAGAAGUCACUUCAAUUUUGGGAGUUAUCUCAAUUGGGGGAGUCACCUCAAUUUGGGCAGUCACCUGAAUUGGGACAUGUACCUCGAUUGGGGCAGUCACCUCAGUUGAGGCAACUCCCUCACCUAGUAGGGCAAUCACCUCUAGAACAGCGUGGCAAUCAAAGCAGCGACCACGCAGUGCCUCAAGAUGUUCCCGACUCGUACAAUACGUUCAUAUCACCUUAUCACCGGCAUUGGAAGGUUGACUGCCCUGCUAUAUUUUCCGGUGAUAAAGAGGCAGUGAGGACAACUUAUGAAAUGCUACAAAAGGAGUGCCGUAAGACGAAUGGGUCCGUUGCUGUACCGAGCGAUGGUGAGGUAAGAACGUGGACGCGCGACUGCUAUUCGUACAAACGAUUGAGACGUUUCCCAACAAACCCCGGAACGGAAGAGGAGGCCGGGUUCCAGGUUGCUUACAUCAUUGUUGCUCACAAAGAAGCCGCGCAGGUCGAGCGCCUCCUACGGGCGAUAUACCAACCUCAGAACCUCUACUGCAUUCACCCCGAUGCAAAGUCCUCCAGAGAAUUCCACGAGGCUAUACGCUCCAUGACAGGCUGCUUCGAAAAUGUGUUCAUUGCGUCUAAACUUGAAGAUGUCCAGUAUGCUGGAUACACGAGGCUUCUGGCUGAUGUCAACUGCAUGAGGGAUCUAUCGAGAAAGAUAGGUUCCAUUUACCGCUGGAGAUACGUGAUGAAUUUAUGCGGGCAAGACUUCCCGUUGAAAACGAACCUUGAGAUCGUACGACAACUCAAGGCUUACAAGCGUCAUAAUGACAUCACUGGUAUUCUACCACCUCCUUAUAAAAAAGGACGUACGAACCACCAUCACAUAACUAAAGACAGGCAUGUCAUGAGGACGAAAAGGUUAAAAGAACCUCCACCGCAUAAUUUGACCAUCCACUUCGGCAACGCCUACUACGCGGCCACGUGGGCGUUUGUUGACUAUAUGCUGACCAGUCCACAGGGCGUUGACCUCUUGGAAUGGUCAAAUGACACAUUCAGUCCGGACGAGCAUUUCUGGGCGACUCUCCAGCGGGGGGCUGGGACACCGGGUGGGUAUCCUCACGCAACGUGGGACGAAAACGUGAGGUUCAUGAAAUGGGGUGACAUCAUCAAGAAGCACCCACCCUGCCGCGGUAAAUACGUCAGAGCAGUGUGCGUGUUUGGAGUCGGGUACUUGGACUACCUCGCAACACAACCUUACCUCUUUGCUAAUAAGUUCCACUACAGUUUCGACCCAGUGGCAAUACAGUGUAUCGAGGAAGCGCUGAACAACAGAACUAGGAAUCCUUUAGAGUCGGAUAAACUGAGUAAUUUCCCGGUCACGAAUCUCGUCUGGCAAAAUCACACGGCUCUCGUACCAUGAACCUUUACUGCAAUUAACUCGGCACGCGCGCGCAUUAGGCUUGUAUAGACCUUUCUUUUGUUGAUAAACAAACCGCCUUGGUUGGCAUGGUCGGCCGAAUGUGAGUAAAACACUUA